UUCUCUGGGCAGGGCCAGCUGUUAAUCCUCCAGGCGGACACCGGCGCGGGGGGGCACUCGGGGCAUAUAGGUGGCGUCCGCUGCUGAGAAACACCUGGCGCAGGUAAAAGGGUGGCGGCGAGAGGGAGUUCCCACCUGUUGCGCUCCGAAAGAAAUGAAGACUUAAGAAAAUACCAAGGAGGAGCCGAUCGGUGUCUCUCGGACGCGUCUGGAGCCCCACCCUGGGCCAGAGGAAAAGCCCCUUGGGUGCGAGGCAGGCGCUGCACCGAAAGCCAGAAAGAGAAGCGCCUGUCCCCGCGCGCCAGCUCCUCCGGCGCCUCGCACUCCUGCGCGGCCGGCCCUGCCCGACUCUCCGCGCCCUUUGGCCCCGCCGAGCCGGCUCCCGGCCUCCCGGUGCAGGCGGGUGACCUGUCCGCGAGCCUCCCAUGGCGCCAGACCGCCCCGCGCGCUCCCGGAGCGGAGCCCCCUGCCGGCUCCUGCUGCUGACCCUCUCGAUCUUAAUCUUUUCCUGUGAUGCCUGCAGAAAAGUCACACUACAUGUUCCUUCCAAACUAGAUGCUGAAAAAUUUGUUGGUAGAGUUAACCUGAAGGAGUGCCUUCAAUCUGCAAAUCUAAUUUAUUCAAGUGAUCCUGACUUCCAAAUUUUAGAAGAUGGUUCAGUCUAUACAACAAAUGCUAUUCUUUUGUCCUCAGAGGAGAGGACUUUUACCAUAUUACUUUCCAACACUGAGAACCAAGAAGAAAAGAAAAUACUUGUCCUUUUACAGCGUCAGACAAAGGUACUAAGUAAGAGGCAUUCUAGAGAGAAGGUUCUAAGACGUGGCAAGAGAAGAUGGGCUCCUAUUCCUUGUUCAAUGCAAGAGAAUUCCUUGGGUCCUUUCCCACUUUUUCUUCAACAGAUUCAAUCCGACACUGCCCAAAACUACACUAUAUUCUAUUCCAUAAGAGGACCUGGGGUAGACCGAGAACCUACAAAUUUAUUUUACGUAGAGAGAGAUACUGGAAACCUGUUUUGUACUCGUCCUGUAGAUCGCGAACAGUAUGAAUCUUUUGAGCUGAUUGCUUUUGCCACAACUCCGGAUGGUUAUACUCCAGAACUUCCUCUUCCCCUGCUGAUCAGAGUUGAGGAUGAAAAUGAUAACUACCCAAUUUUUACAGAAACAACUUAUGUUUUUACAGUUCCUGAAAACUGCAGGAUUGGUUCUACUGUGGGCCAGGUGUGUGCAACUGACAAAGACGAACCGGACACGAUGCACACGCGUCUCAAGUACUCCAUCAUCCAGCAGCUGCCAGCAUCGCCCACGCUGUUUUCUAUGCAUCCGACCACAGGCGUGAUCACCACGUCAUCAUCUCAGCUAGACAGAGAGCGAAUUGAUAAAUACCAGUUGAAAAUAAAAGUACAAGACAUGGAUGGUCAAUACUUCGGUUUGCAGACAACUUCAACUUGCAUCAUCACUAUUGAAGAUGUAAAUGACAAUUUGCCAACAUUCACCCGUACUUCUUAUGUGACAUCAGUGGAUGAAAAUAGAGUUGAUGUGGAAAUCUUACGUGUUACUGUUGAGGAUAAGGAUUUAAUAAAUACUCCUAAUUGGAGAGCUAAUUACACCAUUUUAAAGGGCAAUGAAAAUGGGAAUUUUAAAAUUGUAACAGAUCCCAAAACCAAUGAAGGAAUUCUGUGUGUGGUUAAGCCACUGAAUUAUGAAGAAAGACAACAGGUGAUCGUACAAAUCGGUGUCGUUAACGAAGCUCCGUAUUCUAAAGAGGCUAGUUCACGAUCAGCCAUGAGCACAGCAACAGUUACUGUUAAUGUAAAAAAUCAGGACGAGGGCCCCGAGUGUAGCCCUGCAGUGCAAACCGCUAAAAUUAAAGAAAACGCACCACCAGGGACAAAGAGCAGCGGAUACAAAGCCUAUGACCCCGAGACGAGAAGCAGCAGUGGCCUAAGGUAUAAGAAAUUAACUGACCCAAGAGGGUGGGUGACAGUUGAUGAAAACUCAGGAUCAAUCACAACGUUCAGAAGCCUGGAUAGAGAGAGAGAGAACAUCAGGGGAUACAUGUAUAAUAUCACAGUCCUUGCAUCAGGCAGAGAUGGGAGAACAUGUACUGGGACACUGGGAAUUAUACUCGAAGACAUGAACGAUAACGGCCCAGUUAUAAGAAAGGAGACGGUGGUCAUCUGCAAACCCGUCAUGUCAUCCGCGACGGUCGUUGCUGCAGAUCCUGAUGACCCCAUAAACGGCCCGCCCUUUGACUUCAGUUUGGAGAGUGUUUCCGAUGCUGGCAUUGAGAGAAUGUGGAGGCUGACAAAAAUUAAUGAUACGGCAGCUCGUCUUUCCUAUAUGAACGACCUUCCAUUUGGAACAUAUCAAGUACCUAUCAGAGUUAAAGACAGACAUGGCCUGUCACUCGUCACUCCAUUAAAAGUUAUGCUAUGUGACUGUAUUACCGAAAAUGAUUGCACGGUUCGCUUAGACCAAAGAACUGGCAACGGAGAAGUGAGGCUUGGAAAGUGGGCCAUCCUGGCAAUCCUGUUGGGCAUAGCAUUGCUCUUUUGUAUCCUAUUUACCUUAGUCUGCGGGGCCACCGGGACAGCCAAACAGCCCAAAGUGUUUCCCGAUGAUUUAGCUCAGCAGAACCUCAUCGUGUCAAACACUGAAGCUCCUGGAGAUGACAAAAUAUGUUCCACGAAUGGCUUCACAGUCCAUACUGUGGGCAGUUCGCCUCCGGGAAUUUGUGGCACUAUGGGACCGGGAGUGAAAAACGGAGGGCAGGAGACCAUUGAAAUGGUGAAAGGCGGACACCAGACCCUGGAGUCGUGCCGGGGGACCGGGCAUCAUCAUACCCUGGAUUCCUGCAGGGGAGGACACGUGGAGACGGACAACUGCAGAUACACCUACUCCGAGUGGCAUAAUUUCACCCAGCCCCGCCUUGGAGAAAAGGUGCAACUGUGCGAUCAGGAUGACAAUCAUAAGCACGCUCAAGACUAUGUCCUUCCGUAUAACUACGAAGGAAAAGGAUCGGUGGCUGGGUCUAUAGGCUGUUGCAGUGAACGACAAGAAGAAGACGGGCUUGAGUUUUUGGAUCAUUUGGAACCCAAAUUUAGGACACUAGCAGAAGCGUGCAUAAGGAGAUGAGCGAUUCCACUAAGUCUACAGAAGCCAGGGGCUUUAUCUGUUCCCCCCCCAACCCACCCACCCCCACUUUUUUUAAAUACAAGCCAGGAUUUUUAAAAAAUAGGAGAUGCUAUGUUUUGGGUUUAUGUUGAUGGGAUCUCUUUAGCCAAAUGCAUAUUUACGGAAAAUUGCUGUAAAUAAUUAUACAAAUUACCAAAUUUUUUCAUAGUUAUUAAUUAGUUGUCUUCCACCCAAGGAGAUCUACAGGUAGAAAAUUAAGGAAGCUCGCAUUAUUGUUUACAUUUGGGUAUAAUGUUGAUAGCCAACUUAUAGUGCAAUUAAAUGUAAUUAGUUCAAGUAUAUACCAUAGACUACUUGAAGUCUAACCUAAUAGAAAAUUGUAGAGAACUUGUUUUAGCAUUAUAUUCAUUUACCUAAUUAAGUAAUUGUUUGUAUGGUGCUUAAAAACUGUUGCUCUCCUGAACAUUAUGAAGUGUGUAUAUUGCAUUCUUGAUCAUGUUUUAUUCUCAUAGCUUUACCUUUCUCGAGGUAAAGGGAGAGUCCCAACCAGGCAUUGACUGUUAAUGCAAUUCCAUUUUGGUGGACUUCAGUUUCUAGAUUGUGUUCCAUAUAAAAUCCUGAAUGGAAUCUAAAUUUCUCUGUUACCGACCUUGUCAGGAAAUUUAAGUUUAAAAACUGCUUUAACAAUGUGUUUGUACUUUUGCAAGACUUUGGUCUUUGGUCUCUCUCUCUCUCUCUCUCUCUCUCUGUGUGUGUCUCUGUUUCUCUCUCUCUACUUCUAUUUUUCUCUUUCUCUUCUCUUUAUUUUUUAAAUUUCUACUUGGGUUGGAGAAUCUAAAUAUCUUAAGAAGCCAUCUAUCUUAUAAAGCAAGUUAUUCUGUUUUUGUUUUAUGUCAGUGUAUUAUUCUCAUUUUUCUUGAAAUUAAUGUCAUGUUGACAUUAUUGUUUCAAGUAUCUUGGUUAUUGCUUCAUUAUUUCCUCAACAAAGGAACUUUAAUUUUUCCAUUAAAACUGUAAAAAUAUGUCAUGCUUUUUAUUAGAUACAACAUUCUGUGUUAACAAAAGGGUAUUUAAAAUUGGAAUGUGGGUAUUUGGUAUAUAAAAGCAUGUUUACAGUUCAUAUUGUUAAUGUAAGGACAGUUUAUAAAUGAAAAUAGUGAGGCAUUUUGAAAUAAGCUUUGAAGAACAGGGAUCAUGAAAGCUCUCCAGGAAUAAGUAUUUUAUAACUUUUUAGAUAAAAUGCUAGUAAUAACUAUCUGAGAAGGGUUUUUUUUUUCAUAUUUUAGAUUACAGUUUUUAACAAAUAUAGAGUGGGCCAAACUAUUUAUGUUUUGAAACAAUAAGACAAAAUUAAACAUAACAGCCAACCAAAUUCCAAGCCAGGUUUCAUAGCUGAUUUCAGUCAGUGAAUUUUCAAUGUAUACUAACCACAUGGACACUUGAAAUGUAUUUCUGAUAUCUAUGAUUGUUAGUAAUAUGCCUAUCUUAAAUUCACAAGGUUGGCUUAUAACAAUUAUUUCUAAAGAUUACCAUUGAGUAAUUAUUCCAUAAUUAGUUUAUCUUUUCAAUACUUUUCUUAUUGUUCAGUCAAAAAUACUAUUUCUUAAAAUUUAAGUAAAUCAUGUACACAAUGUUGUAUAUUACUGGUUAUGAUAAAGAAAAUCAGAAAAUUUAAAAAUAUUAUUGUCUGAGUUCAUUAAUCAUGUGUCUGAUAGGAGCCCAUAAGAUUGCAUUUGUCUUACUUUGAGAAGAGUGUCUCUUCUUUAGAAUUGUGUUCUCUAUAUUUUUUAGAAUUUUAGAGUUUGAUGUGGAGAGAUCAUUGGUCCAUUGUUAUCAUGUGUACAUAAUUUUGCUAUUUUAAAGGUUGUGAUGCUGUGGGAAAUUGGUUAAGUUGCAUAGUUUGUCUGUGUCUGUUUUUUUUUUUAAUUUCAUCAUAAAACUGGGAAUAAUAACUCUUUUCCUAGGGUGGCUGUAAGACAUUGAAUAAAAAAUGGUUUUUAAGCAUGAAA
This is a messenger RNA of Suricata suricatta (meerkat), 5143 nucleotides long. RefSeq names its product desmocollin 2 (gene DSC2). The transcript is spliced from 16 exons. The record is from RefSeq and is a predicted model, not a curated record. NCBI's taxonomy places the organism in Eukaryota, Metazoa, Chordata, Mammalia, Carnivora, Herpestidae. Gene Ontology annotation, molecular function: calcium ion binding. Gene Ontology annotation, cellular component: desmosome; plasma membrane. Gene Ontology annotation, biological process: homophilic cell-cell adhesion. Bases 426 to 3134 code for a protein of 902 amino acids.